Molecule: messenger RNA, 1615 nt
Organism: Myxocyprinus asiaticus (Chinese sucker)
Lineage: Eukaryota; Metazoa; Chordata; Actinopteri; Cypriniformes; Catostomidae
Product: isochorismatase domain-containing protein 2-like
Exons: 5
Coding region: 56-403 (115 amino acids)
Cellular component (GO): cytoplasm
Source: RefSeq, a predicted model, not a curated record
AGGGAUCUUACAACCACUCACUGACUAACCAUUACAACCACAUUAACCGAAACACAUGCUCAAAACCUCAUUUGCACCAGUGGCAAGAAUUGGCAGACUAUCCACCAAAGGCUCAGUGCUGUUAUUGUGUGACAUGCAGGAGAAGUUCAGACCCAGUAUUUUCCAGAUCACAAACAUUGUGAGCAAUGCUGCAAGAUUGCUACAGGCAUGUCGAAUCUUGGGCAUCCACCAGAUUUGGACAGAACAGUACCCUAAAGGUCUGGGGGCUGAUGGGUUGAAGCCUCAUGCAAAGACCAGUUUUUCCAUGCUGUCUGGGAGUGUGAACAGCUCACUCAAGUGUUUGGGAGAUCCUCAUGCACAACCUAUGAUCUCCUGGAGCGGGGCAUGGAGGGACAUAUUGUAGCAGAUGCUGUCUCCUCUCGAAGAUCCAGAAGCUGUUGGCUCACCCCUCCCCUGAUACAGGCCUGCUGGCCUUCCUCAGCUCUCUGUAGGGCCAGUCACACAGCACACCCUACAGACAUUAUUACAUAAAUUACUAUAACUCAGCACAAACAGCUCUCUGAACCAUCUCAUUGGACUCCUGUGAGCUCUGUGCUCUGUUUGCAUAAUCAUACAGUACUUUAAAAGAAAUGCAUAUUUUAAUUUUUUUGUGUAAUUUCUUGUCAGUAAUCAGUAACAAGGAAUCAAAGAAGAGUUAAAAAGUUCAAAUGAAGAGUUAUUUUCUAUUAGGGAUGCGCACAAGUAAUCAACUAAUCGAGUACUCGUUCAGCAUCAGCUAAUUGACUUAAAAAUACUACUCGAAAAUCGCAAAUGUAUUGUCUUUUGCAUAUUUGUAGGCAAUGCUGAAUUAUACUGUAUUUUUCACCAAGUCUAGCAGUCACAACCAAAUAAUUAAUGCUAUGAGGAUUGUAAAGAAAUGUAAUGAUAAUUUAAUUAAUGCAUAUUGUUUUUUUUGUUUGUUUUUUUUUUUUUUUGCUUUCAAAGCAAACACAAAGUUUAAGUUAGCUUAUUUAGAAACCAUUCUUGGUGACAUUUGUGAAUAAAACAGAAUAUAAAUUUAAUGGAUGUGCCAUACCUGUUAACUUACAUUUUAAUUUACAAGUAAUAGAUUACUUGUUUUUUUGUGGGUUGGUGUACUCAACUACAAAGUUCCUCAAUAAUUCUCAUCCCUAUUUUGUAUUAAAUUCUGUACAUGCAUCACACUAAAAUGAGAAUAAAGCUUCCUGUACCAUAAUAGAGGCCUUUUGUAUAUUAAUGCAUAUGGUGUGUAUAUGGGUUAUGAUAAAUACCAUUGUAAUUAUACAUAGUUUCUGACUUUUGUUACUAAUGUUUUUUCUUAAUGCAUUAUGGCAUGAGCAUUGUUUCCCAACUUUGUUUGCCAAAUGUACCCCCAAAAAUGUGUCAUAUUUAACUCAUUUGAUACUGUAUAACAUUUAGCAUUAUCUUUAAUAUUAUAAAGUCACUUAAAAGUCCAAAUAGUACAUGUUCUGCUAUGAGUGUCAUCCACAUACAUUUUUUAAACUUGCAUUCAUUACAAACAUUAUUUUGUUUUCGUACCCCAUGGCUUACACAUACCCCUGGUUGGAACUGACAGAGUAUGAAGUGUGAACUGCAC